Cynoglossus semilaevis (tongue sole) is the source of this 4485-nucleotide messenger RNA. RefSeq names its product WD repeat domain 26a (gene wdr26a). Gene Ontology annotation, biological process: proteasome-mediated ubiquitin-dependent protein catabolic process. The record is from RefSeq and is a predicted model, not a curated record. The transcript has 14 exons. Bases 571 to 2388 code for a protein of 605 amino acids. Gene Ontology annotation, cellular component: GID complex. Lineage: Eukaryota; Metazoa; Chordata; Actinopteri; Pleuronectiformes; Cynoglossidae. Gene Ontology annotation, molecular function: protein binding.
GAAUCAAAAAUAUAUACUUUUUAUAAUAAAAUAAUACCAUGUUUAUGGUUAUCUGAAGAGUAUAUUGAAAGUUACUGAGACGUUGAAAUGUAUUAAAAUUAGAUCAUUGGACAGUUUUAAUAGUUAAGUGUUCGCCAUCUAGCGGUGACGCAGCGUACGAGGCGACGUGAAGGAAUUUCCGCCUACGUCACUGCGUUUGUCUUGUCCAUAACAAGGCUGCGCUGCAGCUGUCUGCGAGCAACAAUAACAAGCUGUACUCGACAACUUCACCGCGGCAACAUAACGACCUGACAGUGCCGUAUUAACAUGACUGUCACCAGAAUGACGACGUCCAUGUAAAUCUGGCCACCGUCCCUUCGAUCUCUAAGCCCCCAAACCGGGUUUUCGUCGCCGCGACACAAAACUCGGAGACUCGGCCCCAGGGGCUACAGGGCAGUUCGGCGCUGCAUCUGGGUCAGUGGGCCUAUCCGCGGCCGAACGGCUGGUUUUGUUUUCCCUUCUUUUGUAGUGUCACGCUGUCCUUGUCCUCCCGUAGCCCCGCCGCGUUAACCCCACAUUCACCGCGUCAACAUGCAGGCUAACGGAGACUCGGAAGUGUCCUGCCGAAACGGAGCCCAGAAUGGCGAGUCGUCUUCGGCCGGCGAAGCUCACUCGAACGGAUUGGUGUCAGUGGGCGACAAUGGUAACAGUGUCAACAAUAACAGCAACGGUGUGUCAGAGCAGCCUGCGGUCAACAACAGCAACGGCGACAACAGCAACGACAACAACAGCCCGACGGACGUGAAUAAAAAGAAAAAGCGUCUGUCUCAGUGCGAAGAAGACGUGAUCAGGCUGAUAGGACAACAUCUACACGACCUGGGUCUCAAUCAGACGGUGGACCUCCUGAUGCAGGAGUCUGGCUGCAGGCUGGAUCAUCCCUCCGCCACCAAGUUUCGCAAGCAUGUCAUGGAAGGGGAGUGGGAUAAGGCUGAGAGUAAUCUGAAUGAGUUGAAGGCAGUGAUGCUUUCUCCAAAUGUCAUAGUGCGGAUGAAGUUUUUGUUGCUGCAGCAGAAGUAUCUGGAGUAUCUUGAAGAUGGAAAAGUCCUUGAGGCUUUGCAAGUGCUGAGAGCUGAGCUCACACCUCUCAAGUACAACACAGAACGCAUCCACGUCCUGAGCGGGUACUUGAUGUGCAGUCACGCAGAAGACCUACGAGCAAAAGCCGAGUGGGAAGGGAAAGGCACGUCAUCCCGCACAAAGCUGCUGGACAAGCUCCAAACCUACCUGCCCCCCUCAGUGAUGCUGCCCCCACGCCGCCUGCAGACUCUGCUGAAGCAAGCGGUGGAGCUGCAGCGAGAGCGCUGCCUCUAUCACAACACUAAGCUGGACAUCGGGUUAGACUCUGUGUCCCUGCUCUUGGACCACAGCUGCAGCAGGAAACAGUUCCCCUGCUACACAAAGCAGAUUCUCACUGAACACUGCAAUGAAGUAUGGUUCUGCAAAUUCUCCCAUGAUGGCACAAAACUGGCAACUGGGUCCAAAGAUACCACCGUCAUUGUGUGGCACGUUGAUAUGGAGACCCAACAGCUGAAGCUGCUGAAAACUCUGGAGGGUCACGCUUAUGGUGUUUCAUACUUGGCAUGGAGUCCAGAUGAUACUUACCUAAUAGCAUGUGGCCCUGAUGAUUGCUCUGAGCUGUGGCUGUGGAAUGUACAGACGUGGGAGUUACGGACAAAGAUGAGUCAGUCUCAUGAAGACAGCCUGACCAGCGUGGCUUGGAAUCCAGAUGGUAAACGCUUUGUCACAGGAGGUCAGAGAGGCCAGUUUUACCAGUGUGACUUGGAUGGAAAUCUGCUGGACUCGUGGGAAGGAGUCCGGGUGCAGUGCCUGUGGUGUUUGAGUGACGGCAGGACCGUGCUCGCAUCUGACACCCACCAACGUAUCCGUGGAUACAACUUUGAGGACCUGACGGACAGAAACAUUGUGCAGGAGGACCAUCCCAUCAUGUCUUUUACCGUUUCCAAAAAUGGAAGGUCAGCCCUCCUCAAUGUGGCUACACAGGGUGUACACCUAUGGGACCUGCAGGACCGGGUGCUGGUGAGGAAGUACCAAGGAGUCACCCAGGGCUUCUACACCAUCCACUCCUGCCUUGGAGGGCACAAUGAAGACUUUAUUGCCAGUGGAAGUGAAGAUCACAAAGUUUACAUCUGGCACAGACGCAGUGAGCUACCCAUCGCAGAGCUCACAGGUCACACACGCACAGUGAAUUGUGUGAGUUGGAACCCCGUCUUGCCCGGGCUUCUGGCCAGCGCAUCAGACGACGGAACCAUCCGGAUCUGGGGUCCGGCCCCCUUCCUUGAUGUCCAGGAUUCCGAGGGGCUCAGUGAAUGUUGCAGCAUGGACAGCUGAUAAUCUGCCGCUGCCGCCGCCACUGCUGCUGCUGCUGCUGUUGUUGCUGCUGCUGCACUGAACCUGAUGAACACUAAGACUCUGUAGACACUUGAAUGGAUGAAGCAGUCAGGGAGGAUAAGGUGAGAUGAAAACUUUAGGGUUUGGACAUUUCCCUCCUGGAGAAGGUUGGUCUGCCAGUGUUCUGUCAGGAUGUCAAAUCACAGAGAUGUCAGACUCUAGCACAUUCCUGAGAGCUGUACUGGCCUCAUGAAGCCAGACGGCAGCAUCCUCAGAGUCUGGACCCAAGUCCUCUGCUUCAUCUUUUUUGGACCCAUUUUGCUCCUGCACAUCGAGGACCAGCCACCUCCUCUUAUUUAUUAUCAGAUGAUCAUAUUAUUUAUUCAUAGUUAGUAGUUCACUGACCAGUGCUGAGCUGUGACGUAGCAGCAGCACCUGGUGGAGGCUUUGUGUGUCUGUUUGUGGGUGUGUAAGUGCGACAGGAUGCGCUUUUCUAAGUCUUUGUUGAAGUUUCACCUCCAAUAACUUUGUUGAGAUUUUACACCAAGGCAGUGUUGUAGUCCAGUCCUUCUACUUCAUGUCACUUGAUUGAACCCUGAGUGAUGGGGUCCAAAUCCUUCUCAGUCACCUGGGCUGAAGUUCUACGUCCACAACUGAGUCAUCAUGGAAAAGGUUCUUAAGUCCAAGUGACAGAAAAACUGUUUAGGUUCAGGUCUGCUACAGUAUCAAGGAUAGGGAUUCACAUGGGGUACUGACCCUAAAUCAACGAAGAAAAGGUUUAGGUUGUUUCCAAGUCUGGUGAGUCAACGUGAUGGAAAACAGCUGCAGUUGAAUUGACAUUUGAGUCAAAUCUUGAAAAAAAAAAUCAGUUAAUGUUUUCAGGAUUUUGAGUCCAAGUAACUGAUGAAAAGAACAAGUUAGGUGUGAGUGACGUCCCCAGGGUUCCUCGAAUCCGAGUCACAAUAUAAAUGUUUUUAAGCUGAGUCAGCGGCGACUCCAUAGUGUUUGAGAGAGAAGUUUUUGAAAUUCACUUGAAUCUCAGGCCUGGGCUGCAGCACUGCCCACGUUCAUUCAGCAUUCACCCGCUGCAUCAACCACUUGAAGAGGAGGAUUUUUAAAAAGCUUUGUGUUUUGUUUUUUUGUUGUUGAAGAAAAACUUGCAAAAGGUAUUUUUUAUUCCCUAACUUUGGCUUUUCUGCUUUUAGCCAGUCAGACAGAAAUCUGUAUAUGAGCGUGUGAUGAGGAACAUGCUGUUUUCACUUGCAGUACAUUCUGCUCUGUCACAGAUCAUGGAGAGGGUUCUGCCUCCUGAGAUUACGCAGCAGCUGGUGUGUUGAAACCAUGACACAUCAACCCUUUACCUCUGAUAUAUAUUACUUUAUAUGAGUCUGGUCUCUUUCAUGCUGUCACGUCUGGACUUUCUCUGUAGAAACUUUUGGAAUUUUCUUGAUAUAUUUGAGUUUCCACCUUACCUUCCUGACAAACAGUAGUUCUUUACACCUGCUUAACUUACAACAAUGGUUUGAUAGUUAUGUUUCCAUUAGGAUUCCAUUAUGUAUCUGUGUUUAAUUUUUUAUUUACUCAUUUAAAUAGACACCCACUGAUAUUCUUUAUUUUAUUACUUCCAGUCGAACUUUGAUCCUCUUUCCACAGUUUUAAGAGAUAAGGCCGGUGUUUUUCUCUGUCUUAUGUUGUUGAAGUCAAAACUCUAGGAUUCCAGUUCAAGUCCCAGUCAGCGGAGAGAAGUUUAGGUUGAGUCGAGACCCUUGUGUUUCAUGUUCAAGUCUGCAUCGUAAUUGGUGCUCAACCCAGGUCAUCUGUGUAAACCAAAAAUACUGGUGGUGUCUGAGCCGAUGGUAGAACUGUCCAAAAACAUGCACAGUUAUCUUAAUAAGACCCAAUACUGAGCAUAGGUAUAAGUGUGAAUGUACUUGGUUGUUUGUCUCAAUGUGUGGCCCUACUAUAGACUAACCAACUGCCCGGAGUGUACGUCACCUGGCACAUAACUGCUGAGAUUGGACGGGUGAAUGAAAGGAUCUGAGCCAAAACAUUAGUUUCUAAACUGGUGCUUACUUAAACAUAAAUCAAACAUUAGGA